Ylistrum balloti is the source of this 465-nucleotide messenger RNA. Its product is annotated as P2X purinoceptor 7-like. The coding region runs from base 34 to 465 and encodes 143 amino acids. NCBI's taxonomy places the organism in Eukaryota, Metazoa, Mollusca, Bivalvia, Pectinida, Pectinidae. The record is from RefSeq and is a predicted model, not a curated record. The transcript has 2 exons.
UUGACUAAAGCCGUAACAUUCCACCCUGGAUUGAUGUUUGACAUCAUAGAGCCUAUGGCCCCUCAGCCUGUAGGACACCAUCCAACAGAGGGCUCAGCUCCACCAAAGUGGUGCACUUGCACCAGGUGUAGGGAGAUGCCAACAGAAGCAGAGAGAGUUUGCUGUGGCAAAUCCAGGGAAAGAUGUGUAUCGAUCCUCCCAGAUUUCAAUGUACUGGUUUUGGAUGAGGCAGUGCUUGCUCUAGCAAGGUUGUACAGAAAUGAUGUCCUUGUCCUAAAUGAAGAAGUUGACUUGAUGAAGGCAAAUAGGCACCAAGGAUAUAGACAGUUUAUUCUUUGGCAGCAUGGGUGGCUUGGCACUGGGAAUCACAGGGUGAUUCCAGGCUGCUGUGUUUGGAGAAUCCGUGACGGAUAUCCGGAUCCCUUUGGCCAGUACAAAGAAUUUGUCCCUGGACGACUUGCCUGA